AUGAGCCUGAAGGAGGUUCAGGAGCGAAUCGACCAGCUCUACGGUGACCGGAGCGCGAAGAACCUUCGCGAAGGCAUCCGAAAAGGCUUUAUUUCCGUCGGAAAGGGUGUCUUCGCCGGCGUCGGCGCGCUCGUCGCGGCGCCUAUCGCGGGCGCUGCGCAGGAGGGCGGGAUCGGGCUGGUUAAAGGGACCGUGGCGGGGGUGGCUAGUCUCGUCGUGUUGCCUACUAUAGGAAUAGUACAAGGCGCGCAGCAGUUAGGACAGGGGAUUAAGAACAUGCCGGACGCGGUUCGGGAGAUGAUGAAGAAGGAUAAGUGCGAGGAGGAGGCGGAAAAAGGGGAGAUUCUGGAAGAUCCAGACGUGGAUAAGCUUAACGAACAGACGUAUUCGCACACGCGCGAAACUGUCGAGAAAAUCGCGCUCGAAACGGAAACAGAGGAGGCGACCGCCACGUCAGCGGCGAAGGCUGCUGCCGACGAAGCAGCCGCCACGACAGCCGCGGAAGCGGCGGCCGCGGCGGAGAAGAAGGGGGAGAAGAGGGAGGUUAAGGACGAGGCGCUGUACCUGGUUCUGGAGGUCGCGACGGACGCGUCGUCCGUGGAGAUUAAAAAGGCGUACUACAAGCUAGCGCGCACGUGCCAUCCCGACAAGAACCCGGGGGAUGAAACCGCCAAGGCCAAGUUCCAAGCUGUCGGUGAAGCCUACCAAGUCCUCAUGGACCCCGCCAAGCGCGAGCAGUACGACCGCUUCGGCCGCGCCGCGCUCGAAGACACCUUCAUGGACCCCGGGUCCUUCUUCACCAUGGCCUUCGGUGCAGAGCGGUUCAAACCGCUUGUAGGGGAGUUGACUGUGGCGUACACAGCGGCGGGGAAUCUGACGGUGGAGGAGGUGAAGCGGUGGCAGGCGCGGCGUGAGAGGGAGCUCGCGGACGGGCUGCUGAAGCGGCUGGGGCUGUGGUUGAAGGGGGAUGAAGAGGGGUUUGUAAGGGAGGCUGUAAAGCAGGUGGAUGAGCUCAAAGGGGAGGCGUUUGGUGUAGCGUUCCUGCACUGUAUCGGCUACACGUACUACUCACGAGCGCAGGUGCUGCUAGGGCUUACAGAGUUGCUGGGCAUUCCCGGCUUUGUGAACGCAGUGAAGGAGUCGGGGCACACCAUGAAGACCCGGUACAAUGCAGUUGAUGCGGCACUUAAGCUAUCAGAGAUGAAGGUCAACAUGGACCCUCAGAAGCCUGCUAGCGAGCAGCCCAACAUGCCCGAGUUCCUCAACUCCGUCUGGAUGAUAAGCGUGCUGGACAUAGAGAGUACACUGCGGCACGUGGUGGAGCUUGUAGUGAAAGACAAGACAGCUUCUAAGGAGGAAAGAAAGAAAAGGGCCAGCGGCAUCAUGCGACUGGGGAAGAUUUUCCAAGGGGUGUGA
Molecule: messenger RNA, 1416 nt
Organism: Closterium sp. NIES-65
Lineage: Eukaryota; Viridiplantae; Streptophyta; Zygnematophyceae; Desmidiales; Closteriaceae
Source: the annotation of a GenBank genome assembly